Molecule: messenger RNA, 654 nt
Organism: Darwinula stevensoni
Lineage: Eukaryota; Metazoa; Arthropoda; Ostracoda; Podocopida; Darwinulidae
Source: the annotation of a GenBank genome assembly
AUGGCCAUCACCCUCAGCCCCGCAGCCGCCAAACACGUUAGCAAAUACCUCGCCAAGCGCGGCAAAGGCGUGGGGGUGCGCCUGGGUGUUAAAACCACGGGUUGCUCAGGCCUGGCUUACAAGCUGGAAUACGUAGAUGAGCAAGACCCCAGCGAUGUGGUAUUUGACAUCGCCUCGGAGAGUGGCGAUGUCAAAUUGCUGAUAGACCCCAAAAGCCUGCCCUACCUGGACGGUACGCAGCUGGACUAUGUGCGCGAGGGUUUAAACGAGGGCUUCAAGUUCCACAACCCCAAUGAGCGCGAUAGAUGCGGCUGCGGUGAGAGCUUUCGGUUUGCGCAAGAUGCGGAUACUCUGACUGCCAAGUGGAAGGCCUUGCAAAUGCAGGCGCACCCAGACAAAUUUGCCGCUGAUGGCGCAGCCGCGCAACGCCUUGCCAUGCAGUGGAGUGUACGCAUCAACGAAGCCUACCAACGCCUGAAGAACCCCAUUAGCCGCGCCGCCUACCUGUGCCAGCUAAACGACCACCCUAUAGAAGGCAGCAGCAACACGGCUAUGCCGCCCGAUUUUUUGAUGCAGCAAAUGCAGUGGCGUGAGGCUUUGGACGAGGCGGAUGAUGACGCUGCGCUAGACACGCUUUCUAAAGAGGUGCAUACG